Molecule: messenger RNA, 184 nt
Organism: Durusdinium trenchii
Lineage: Eukaryota; Dinophyceae; Suessiales; Symbiodiniaceae
Source: the annotation of a GenBank genome assembly
GACUACGGAGCUGGAGCACUCCUGAGCUGUGCCGUUCGGUUCGCUGAACUUGCCACACCUCAGGACCUGAAUCAGGAUGGCUUCAUCGACAAAGAGGAACUGAGAACCGUCUUGCAGAAGAUCCGUGACAUUGGCUCGGCCAUCAGCGAUGAGAUGAUUGAUAUGGCGCUGGACCAGAUCCUUG